GGGGCGGGGCGUGUUCUCUGCCAUCUGCUGAGAGCUGAGCACUUUUCCGGUGCCCGUGCUUCGUGAGCAUGUUGGUGGUGUCGCUUCCUGUCUCUGACUCUCUGUUUCCAUUCUGGCCAAGUGUUUGCUCUCUCCUCUCUGCUCUGGGGGUUGGGGAAGAUGUACCUCUCACAGCUUCCACCUCGGCCUCCUGGCAGCUUCCACCUCGGUGCCCCUCGCACUCCCACCAGCGGGCAGAGACUGUGCUGCCCCUCAGGGAGCCCCACGCCCAGAUGAGCUCUGCCCUCCUGCAGUGGGCAAGCCACUCAGGAAAAGUGGCACAUAUGCCGGCAGUUGGCUUUGAUUGAGAGAAGGCUUAGAAGGAGAAGCCGAAGCCAGAGGGGCUCCUGGGGACCAUGGAUGCCAUCACCCCGACCCGUUCAGAACUCGGAGGGGGGACUUCGGAGCCCAGCGCUCUGCAGGGAACUCCCAGCAGGCUGGGCAGAGAUCAGGACUGGAGCAGCAGCGUCUUCGCUGGGCUGGCGGGACUCCUUGCCACCCUCCUGGUCAUCGCGGUGCUCUGCGUCCUGUGGAACUGGACCGCACGGAAGACGCGGCGAGUUCCUUACCUGCGGGUUACCACGGCGCCCUUGCUGACUCUGCCUCCGUCCAGACAACGAGCCAAAAAUAUUUAUGACCUCGUGCCCCGGAGGCAAGGAGUUCUAGGGAGACACCAGUCGAGGAGUUUCCGUGUAUUCAGUAUCGAGAGCCUCCUCUCCAGAAACGCUGACAGCCCUCCCUCCGCACACGUGACCUCCCAAGCCAGCCAUGCCCUCCAGGUGCACAGCGCCCAGGCUCACUCCGUGGGCAUCUACGACAACGCCAGGGGACCCUGGGUGUAUGAGAACCUCACUCCCUCGGCACACUCCGUCCACGUCAGAGCAGCUGGAGACGAUCUGAGCGUCUCUUCAGAGGACUCCAGAGACUACGUCAAUGUUCCCACAGCAGCAGAGAUUGCUGAGCUGCUGGCCUCUCCCAGCCACCCCCCUGGGAACCUCUUUGCCCGCCCAAGUGCUCGGGAGCUGGAAUCCACUGAGGAAAGAGACAAGGGCUGGGACCAUGCCAGUGACUACGCCCGAUUUUUGCCUCCGGGAACUGAGGGCAACGAUCCACUCAGCGAUGAGGAAAGCUCUUCUCAGACCUCAAACGACUACGUCAAUACGGCAGAGUUGGGCCUGGGGGCCGCCCAGGGGGAGCAGCCCUGGAUGUCCUUUCAGUGCUGCCCAGAUUAUGAAAAUGUCCCACCAGCAGGUCCCAAUGGAAGCCAGCAGCUGGCGGAAGGAGUGACAUCCUCACACACAAACCGUGUGGAGGGCAGGACAGAGGGUACGGAGACUCAUGGCCCCCUGGUCAUGCCAUCAGGGAGGUUCCUGGUUUCAGGGGAUUAUGGGACCUAUCAGCCAUCCGCACAGAGUGAGAGCCGUCAGAUGAACCGUGGAGGAGAGGGGUCAAACCAGGACUCUGGGGAUGAUGACAUUGUGCUGGCUGCCGCGUUAGGAGGCAACGCUGAGCAGGAAGAAGACACAUGGCCCUUCCUGUGGAAUUAAGGGCUUCCCACCCAGCUGGAAAGCCACGGUACUGGUCUCUCCUGCCACAGCCAAGUGAAGGCCCUCGACCAUCGUAUUUCAGUGGAUUUAUCUGGUUAGACUACAAAGAGGCUGAGAUGAGUAGGGAGCUAAGAGGGUUUACUAAAGCAGAGGUUUGGGAAAGCCAGAAAGAAAUUCUUUUCAAACAGGCCGUGAUCUCUCAUACCAACCUACGGAUGUUUCCUAAACUGCCUUUUAGGACUAUUAAGAGAUUUUUUUAAAAAAAUGAGAGAGUACUUUAGUGCACAGUGGAAAUAUAAAGUAGUCUAAAAUCAUUACCUUCAUGCCCUAGCUCAGUGGUCGGCAAACUCAUUAGUCAACAGAGCCAAAUAUCAACAGUACUUCUUCAAAAUGGACUCGCCCAGGCCGAAAACCAGCUUCUGCGCAUGGGCCACGAAGUUUCAAUCGCACUGCCCGUGCGCACCCACACGUGGUAUUUUGUGGAAGAGCCACACUCAAGGGGCCAAAGACCCGCAUGUGGCUCGCGAGCCGCAGUUUGCCAACCACUGCCCUAGCUGGUUUGGCUCAAUGGAUCGAUCGUCAGCCUGUGGACUGAAGGGUCCCGGGUUCGAUUCCACUCAAGGGCACAUGCCCAGGUUGUGGGCUCGAUUCCCAGUUGGGGGUCUGCAGGAGGCAGUUGAUCAAUGAUUCUCUCUCAUCAUUGAUGUUUCUACCUUUCUCUCCGAAAUCAAUAAAAAUAUAUUUUAAAAAACAAAGUCAUUACCUUCACUAGUACCAGCAGACUGCAAAGCAAAAAUGCAGACUCUUUUGUAGAAUGAGCAGAAGCCAACAGGAAGGGAGGAGUCAGAGUGGGGGUGCAGGACAGUUUCCACUUCAAAAUGAGGAUGGACAACCAAGGCUGGAGAUGUGGGAGGACAGGAACUCUCACUCAUUGCUGAUGGGAUUGCAAAGCAUAACAUCCACUUUGGAAAACUAUUUGGCAAUUUCUUACAAACUACUUAUGUGACCCAGCCAUUCCACUAUUAGGCAUUUACCCAAGUGAAUUGCAAACUUGUGUUCAGCCUGGCCAGUGUGGCUCAGAGGCUGAGCAUCAGACCAUGGACCAGGAGGUCACAGUUUGAUUCUCAGACAGGGAACAUGCCCCAGUUACGGGCUCCAUCCCCAGUUGCGGGCAUGCAGGAAGCAGCCAAUCGAUCCUUCUAUCUCUCCAUCCCUCUCCCCUCCUCUCUCUAAAAUCAAUAAAACAUAUUUUAAAUAAAUAAUAAAACUUGUGUUCACACACUCAAAAAGAAACAUACAUGACUGUUUACAGCAGUUUUAUUCACAUUUGCCCCAAACUAGAAAUAACCCAGAUGUCCUGUGACAAGUGAAUGGAUAAACGGUGGUAUAUUCAUACAAUGACUAUCUACUAUAUACUCAACAGUAAAAAGGAAUGAACUAUUGGUGCAUGCAACAACAGGGACAAAUCUUAAAUGCAUUUCUCUA
This is a messenger RNA of Myotis daubentonii (Daubenton's bat), 3071 nucleotides long. RefSeq names its product lymphocyte transmembrane adaptor 1 (gene LAX1). Gene Ontology annotation, biological process: intracellular signal transduction; negative regulation of T cell activation; immune response. NCBI's taxonomy places the organism in Eukaryota, Metazoa, Chordata, Mammalia, Chiroptera, Vespertilionidae. The record is from RefSeq and is a predicted model, not a curated record. Gene Ontology annotation, cellular component: plasma membrane.